AUGUCUGAAGAGGUUGGUAGGGACCUGGGUAACAGCUUGGGGAAAUAUAUUGAGUCAGAUAAGAGAUCUUGGCUUUCAAAACAAGUCAAAUACAUGAGAAUACGCGUGGAUUUACCCAUCAACAAGCCGCUGCUGAGGGGCGCUCUCAAGCAGUACGGUGACUGGUUAAGAGCUAAUGGAGGUUCUAAGAGUGGGCUUGAAAAAGUUAUAAAGGUGGGUAGUGAUGGAUUCGAGGUGCGGAAAAAUGAUAGUUCAGUUGCUCGGCAAACUCCGGUGACCUCCAACUCGGCAGAUAUGGAGGCGGAGCAGGUGGGUCCAUCAACUCUACAAAGCCACACGAAUUUCGAGAAUUUGAAUUUGAACUCAGGACAAGAUGGCACAUCAGAUAUGCAACCUGCAGAAAAUCUGGAGUUACGUGAUAAGGGAAUUGGGAACCCCCGGACAGUUCAUGCGCUUGGCGAUUAUGUCAGGCGUUGGAAUCCCAAACUAGUCUUCCUUUCGGAGACUAAAUUAAAAAUUAGACGUAUGGAGAAGGUGAAAUUCAGACUGGGUUUUCUGAAUGGGUUAAUUGUUCCUAGCAGGGGUCGUAGUGGGGGCCUUGCUCUGCUCUGCUCUAGCGAUACUAAUUUAGAAAUCAAGAGCUUUUCAAACCACCAUAUUGAUGCAAUAAUCACUGAGUCGGGAAAUGGUCUCUCAUGGAGAUUUACUGGGUUCUACGGGUACCUAGAAACCCACCUCAGGGAAGAAUCUUGGAAACUACUUUCUUUUCUCUGUAAUCAAUUUAAUUUACCUUGGUUUUGUUGUGAUGAUUUUAAUGAAAUUCCCUCCAUGAAUGAAAAAACAGGGGGAGCACAACGUUCACAAAGCCAGAUGGAUAGCUUCCGUCGUGUUGUUAAUUUUUGCAGCUUCAAAGACUUGGGUUACUGUGGUCCGGAGUUCACCUGGUGUAAUAUGAAAGAGGGGUCGGACAGAAUAUCUCUCCGUUUGGAUAGAGCCUUUGCUACCUCAGAUUGGCUUGAAUAUUUCAAGAGUCCUAAAGUUCAUCAUUUGGUUGAGUCUACAUCUGAUCAUUGCAUCCUCACUAUUACUGACUCUCCCCCUCUAGCCCGUAAAAGUAAGCGUCGUUUUCAUUUUGAAGCCAUGUGGGUCAAAAGGGAAGAUUGUCAUGAAGUCAUUAAAGUUGCCUGGGACUCUGGUGCCUUGUAUGUCACGCAUGAGGGGGUAGCAUCCAAUCUUAAAAGAUGUGUAGAUGCCCUUACUAUCUGGAAUCAGAAUGUUGUGGGAAAUAUUUCAAAGCAAAUUCAAGAGAAAAGGAAGGCUCUCAACUCCCGUACUAUGAAUGACCAGCAUGGUUCCCGAGGGACAGACAUUAACCAUCUUAGAAAGGAGAUUAAUGAUCUCCUGGACAGCGGGGAAACCAUAUGGCUGCAACGCAGUAAGGUUCAUUGGUAUAAGGAAGGGGACCAGAACACAAAAAUUUUUCAUGCUCGAGCGUCGGAAAGGAGGAGGAAGAAUACUAUAUUGGGGCUAUGGAAUGAUAAUGGUGAAUGGUGUGAGAGUAAGGAAAGUAUCACAACCGUUGCAAUAUCCUAUUUUGAGAACAUAUAUUCCACCUCCUUCCCCACAAGUAUUGAUGAGAUCACUAAUGCUGUUCCUAGACGUGUCACAGAGGAGAUGAACGCCGAGCUCACUAAGGUUUUCACAAGAGACGAAGUCACUAAAGCACUUCAACAGCUCCAUCCCACCAAGGCACCUGGUCCCGAUGUGAUCAUAAAUGGUGAGGCUCAAGAAAACAUCAUCCCUUCAAGGGGUAUUAGGCAGGGAGACCCCCUUUCUCCUUGCUUAUUUCUCCUCUGUGUUGAAGAGGUUGCCCAAGAAUUACUCAUCUCUUCUUCGCUGAUGACAAUCUCCUUUUUUGCAAAGCAAUGGAUCAAGAAUGCCAAAAUCUUGUCAAUAUUCUCAAUAACUAUGAAGUGGCUUCAGGUGUUCGCUGAAAUUAAGGACCGGGUUGCCAAAAAACUAGCUGGUUGGAAAGGAAAACUCCUUUCAAUUGGUGGGAGGGAGAUUCUCAUCAAAGCAGUUGCCCAAGCAGUGCCCACAUACACUAUGAGCUGCUUCCAACUUCCUAAGACACUAUGUAAGGACUUGGAGAACAUGAUGUGA
This is a messenger RNA of Quercus robur (English oak), 2163 nucleotides long. RefSeq lists its product as uncharacterized. The transcript is spliced from 6 exons. The coding region runs from base 1 to 2163 and encodes 720 amino acids. The record is from RefSeq and is a predicted model, not a curated record. Lineage: Eukaryota; Viridiplantae; Streptophyta; Magnoliopsida; Fagales; Fagaceae.